AUGAAGUAUUCAGAAAAGAGAGACCAAAGGAUCUACAAAGUUGCUUGGCUCGCCAUUGUUACUUUCGUUGUCAAUUUGCUAUUCCUAGUUAACCAUCAUAUUGUCAACCUGGACGCACUUUUUAAAGCAGCACCGGUGACUGUACAACACUUGGAUGACCUGUAUAUCCUUGAUGUCGCAGUCUCCGGCUGCAUUGCCUACAACAAAAGGAAUCCAGAUUGUGGCAAACCUAAAUCACAAGAUGGUAAGUUCGGCGACAUAUCGGAAUUCCAAGGCGGUUGGGUUUCGUUGGACAAGGACUUAUGUCUUGGGUUAUCGUGGUUCAGAAAAGAAAAACUAUGGGUCAAGAAAAUCAACCAUGACAAUUACCAAAAAUUAGCUGAAAAGACAAAAGCGGAUGCUGUUGUUGUGGAUAUUGCUGUAGAUGAAGAUGGUGAACUGACCAAACGCGGGUGGGAGUAUAGAUCAAAUGGGGUUUGGAUAAAAUAUGGUCCUCAUGAUCGAAAUGAAGCUGUCACUGAGAUUAAUGUACUCUUUGGCCAGGAUGCUGUUGACCCCAGACCCAAUUGGUCAUUUGUUGAUACCUCAAUUAAGAAUGUGUGCAACAUAGUUGGUUAUGCUGCUUAUUUGUCAUUCCGUCGUGGUCCCAAACUUGACUACAAAAAGGUGUUCAACAAGCCCUUGAAAAUGAAUGACAACAAUGAAUUCAAGAUUUUACAAGUGGCCGACUUGCACUUUUCGACUGGUGUGGGUGUCUGCUUCAACGCAGAACCUCCAUCGUCGACAAUUGGAUGCCGUGCCGAUCCCAGGACGUUGAAGUUCAUCAACAAGAUCCUUGAUAUCGAACAGCCUGAUUUAGUUGUGUUGUCAGGGGACCAAGUAUUUGGCUAUACUGCACCAGACACUGAAACUGCAGCGUUGAAAGCGUACAGUCCAUUUAUCGAGAGGAAAAUCCCAUUUGCAGCUGUAUUAGGGAACCAUGACGCUGAGGGAUCUUUGCCGGCCAAAGAGUUGAUGCAGUUGUUUGCUGAUCUUCCUUAUAGUGUUGGUGUUGUUGGUCCCGAAUCGAUUGACGGGUAUGGAAACUAUCUCACGACAGUACAAGGAAAUUCAAACACUUCAGUAGCUUUGGCAUUUUACUUUAUCGAUUCGCAUGAUUAUAGUCAGAACAAGGAGGAGUAUCCUGGAUAUGACUGGAUUAAGCAGAGUCAAUUGGAUUACAUGAAAGAGGAAGCAAGGUUUAUUAAAGAUGGGAUUGCUGAAUUUGAGAAGGAGAAGGUCAAGCAAGAUGGACAGAUCAAAACCAAGAAACACUUGUCAAUGGCCUUCUUUCACAUUCCAUUGCCCGAGUUUAAAAACACCACGGAAACGCUAGUUGGUACACGCAUGGAAGACAGUGGAUCACCGUUGUACAAUUCUGGUGCACGUGACGCAUUCCAAGAACUAGGCGUCAAGGCUAUUAGUAUUGGCCACGACCAUUGCAAUGACUAUUGUUUAUUGGAUAAACGGAAAUCAUCUCCGACAGAGGAGAAUCAAAUAUGGUUAUGCUAUGCUGGAGGUGUCGGGCUAGGUGGAUAUGGCUGUAGUGGAUACGAGAGAAGAACUAGAACUUAUGUGUUCAACACGGCAAAGGGUGAGAUCAAGUCUUGGAAGAGAGCUGAGAACGAACCAGAAGAAAAGAUUGAUGAGCAGGUGUUGGUAUCAGGAGGUGCUAUUGGGAAUUGGUUUUAG
This is a messenger RNA of Lodderomyces theae, 1731 nucleotides long. RefSeq names its product phosphoprotein phosphatase. The transcript has a single exon. Lineage: Eukaryota; Fungi; Ascomycota; Pichiomycetes; Serinales; Debaryomycetaceae. Gene Ontology annotation, molecular function: phosphoprotein phosphatase activity. Gene Ontology annotation, cellular component: cytoplasm. The record is from RefSeq and is a predicted model, not a curated record. The coding region runs from base 1 to 1731 and encodes 576 amino acids.